CGAGUCGGUGCCCGCUAGCAACGACGACAGCAGUCAGACAGAAUCGUCGACAGACCCUCGGAGAAGCUGAAACCACGAAUUUCACGAUUUUUCAAUUGAUCAUUGUAAGUGAAAGGUUCAAAUAAUGGGAGCAUCAAGUAGCAGUAGUGGUCCGCCAGCUUUAAUCUCUAUGAACAAACAUGAGGUAGAAACUUUGUAUCCGGAAGAUGCUUGUCCCACGAACAAUGGAAGACAAAGAACGUACGUCGGAACAAGCAUCUACAAGGACGAGGAUCAGCCACGAUCACAAGAUCCAAACCCCUACACAACCAUGAGUACUAACGAAUUCUGGGAUCAGAGGCCAACGGCACCCAGCCUAUCAAAUAUGCUGCCUCCUAAACGCGAAACUCUGUUAACGUGUGCUACGCAAAUGACAGGUUGGCAGUCCGCCGAUGGUCACGAUCAUCCAAUGUGUCAACAGAAUAAUGAAAUCGUCGAGCUUUCGCGAAUUAUCUCGCAGCUGGCCAUAGCCAAUCAUCAAUUAGCCAGUACGCAUAGUGCAACGUUAGCGCGCAUGGAAACGUUAUAUUUAGAAUUGUCGAAGGAUAGAGAGAACCGGAAGCAAAAGAUUUCAACAGAAAAUCUGGAAAUAUGCGGGAACAUCCCCCAGAAAAGACUGUACGAUGAAAACGUUGGAAAUGAAGAAAUACAAAGAUUGGAGCAACGUGUUCUUAGACUAGAAGAAUUGCUGGAGACAAGUUCUUUUGAACAGUACAAACAGCGAUGCUUGCAAGAGGAUAAUAAACUGCGUUCCAGAAAGGAAAAAUCGGAGGAUUCGUCGAAAACACAAAAUACAAAGAACGAGAAUUCUUAUUCGAACUCCGCGGAAUCGCGUUGUGAAUCGUCAGAGCAACGAUCGAAUCAUAUUGUGACAGAUGCCAUUGGUGAAGUACCUGGCGAUUUUGGCGAUUAUCGAGGCACUGUCAGCAAGGAAACGGACUUUCAUAUACACUAUAGUGCUCAUUUCGAUGAUUCCGUGACGAAUAUUCCUACGUUAGACGAAAACUCAUGUUCUCUGAACGUAGAUUUAGAUAAAGUGCGCAGAAGACGCGCAAGGUUGAGAAAUGACGAACAAGAUCCGAUAAGAAAUUCAGCGAGUGAAGAAAUAUUUAUUAAAGAUAAAGAAAUAUUUAAGUUGUCCGAAGAAGUUGAGAAAUUAAAAGCGGAUCGACUGAAAUUUCAGAGUGCAAACGAAAGACUGCUGUACAACUUGACGGAUCAAAAAAAUUUAGUUGAAAAAUUAGGCGUAGAUUACGAGGAACUGAAAACGCAACAUGUAACUGUAGAAGCUAAUUUGCACGAAAGCAGGCAACAAUACGACGAACUGACAAAACACUUAGACUGCGCUAAGAAAGAAAUCGAGAGAUUGCUAAAAGAAAUCGAUAUAUUUCAAUCAGAAAAAGACACUGCCGAUGCGAGAAUUUCAAUUUUGGAAGAGAAUCUACAAAAAUCACUGCUCGAUACUGAACGGAUUAAGAAUGUAGAAAGCCAAAAGAUAUCAGAAUUGCGAACACAAUUGUCCGAUGAACUUUUGGGUAAAAAGAAGCAGAUUAAGGCUCUUGAAGACGCUUUGCAAGAGAUUCAAAGACUGAAAGAGACUAUGAAGACUGAAAGAAGAAACGAAGACGAUGUUGUUUCAACAGGAGAUAUUGAUAUUGUCGACUCAAUAGACGAUAUAUCGGAAAAUACAUCGAAUCCAAAUCGUGCCGAUUCCAGUAUGGACGAGUUUAGAAAGGAAUUAACCCUGAAAAGGGAAGCUAGACAUAGGGCUAUCGCGGCGGUCUCAUCUGAGAUGGAAAGACUUAGAAGAGAAUUGGAUGUUGAGAAGAAAGCUCAUUCCGAAACGUCGAGCAUGUUAGCUCAAUUACGUUCCGUCUAUAGCAAUCGAGAUCCACAAGAUCUUGAUCUCGCGAAUGACAGUUUUGUGAAAACUACGAUGAAAGAACAAGAACGCAACCACACGGAUGAAAGCGAGAAAGCGUUAAAACGCGCGGAAGCGCAACGAUUGACGCGUGUCCUAAAAGUAUCUGAUGAGUUAAGAAAUGACGUGCGAUAUCAAAUUGAGAAAGUGGAUGACCUUCGUUACCAUCUGGAGACCGAUUCAGAGCGUCACCGACAACGUAUUCGUUGUUUGACGGAAGUGGCCAACAAGGCACGCACGUCUCUCAUUACGCGAGAACAUCAGACCAAUGAGUUGAAGAACUAUCUAGCUCAACUGCUGGUUAGAUUGGGUGAUAGGAGUUUCCUGGAAAUUCAAGAUGACGCGGGAAUCGAAUGCGAUCGACAGUUGGAGAAUAUAAACGCGUUGAAAAGUCUUUACAAUGAAAGAUUGAGGGUCUUGACCGAGUUGAAAGAUUCCGCGACUAGGGAGCUGACGGAUGUGAAACAGAAAAUGGAAUACGCUCUAAAGAAAUCGGAGAAUUUAGAAGAGGAGCUUAAGAGAGCCGAAGACAAGGUCGACGCUCAAGACUCGGAAAUCACAAACUUGGAAUCGCAAUUGGGAUUAACCAAGGCAGAUUGCAGAGAUCUUCAGAAUCAGAUGUCUCUCAUUAAUGGAUUAUUCACGCAGAUGUUGCUCGGAGCUUCCUCUGCAGACAUGGAUCUUGAUCGGUUAACUCAGUUGCUACAGGAAAAUCACGAUCUUAUAAGUAACAUAGCCAGGGAAGAAAGUACCGAAGCAGCUGCUCUUCCUAAACUUCUUUUAGAUUUAAUUGAGCAAGUCGAAGGCGGUAAAGCAUCCCAGAAACACGCAAGUGAAGAGAAUAGUGUAGAAAAUGUUAGCGAAGUUGAUAGGAAGGAAGAUGACCUCCAAGAAGAAGAUAUCGCCCAUAAUUUACCAAAGGUGUGGCGCGUUUUAUUGGAACUACUUAGUUGCCACGCGGUGACCUCUCCGAGCGUUUCCGUUGCGUCCUGUUCGGAUCCGAACAGCUGCUACAAGUCUGUGGACACUCCGGCCGGUCCAAGAUUGGUAAUAUCCGUGAGCAAAACGUACAUUCGUUUGAAGGAGUUAAUUCUGGAGAAGAAGCAUUUGGAGAAGGAGAUGAAUCGCAUGAAGCAGCUGAACGUUCAUUUGGAAAGUAAACUGGGCGAACAGGAAAAGAGACUUUCUAUGGUGUCGGUCGAAUUGGCCAAAACAUGGAAUAUCGUCGGCCGGAUGCAAGCGCAGCAUCAGCAGUUGCACACGCACGAGGAAAUAUUAAGAUACGAGUUGCAGGAGAAGAGAAAAAUGUUGCAGGAAUUGAAACAGGAGUUAGAAUACUGCAGAGAGAAAUGGGAAUCGGCUAGACAAAAAAACACAAAUACUGAACGGGAAUGGAGAAACUUACGUCGCGAGUUCGCUGCACGAAAAGCUUUAGCUGUCCAUGACUCUUUCAAUAGCGCUGAAAGCGGUUUCAGUGAUGAGAGAGGUGAUGAUACUGAUGAAGAAGAAGAAGCAAUUGAGGGACGAAUCAGACACGGCCCGCGUAGACGAACACGAAAGGAGAGUCCUAGAGCGCCGACGCCAGACACAGAAUCCGAACAACCGACAGAUACAGAACUGUCAGAAUCAAAGACUAGUUCUUCGGUGACUUUGGAACAACGCACGCCGACUCCAGAGACCGAAGCGGAAUUGGACGAGGCAGAAAUCGUGCAUAUUAAUCCAGAACUUAUUAACAUGACGGAAGCUGAUAGUGUUAUGGAAGGAACGCAAGAGAUUCUGGAUCCUUUAGAUCAAGCUCUUACCAACGUUAUACAAAAUCUUAUAAAAAUUGACCACGAAGAAGGCGAGAAUGUUUCAGCUUCGCGGGAGAAUAUGACAUCUUUCGAAGAUCCAUGCGACAAUCCAAUCCUUGAAACCAGCGACGACACAAAAACUGAUCAAACGACAGCUUCUAGGACAGAUUUAUGCGACGGAAAUUCGCAAUCUUCAACACUGACCAUCGAAUCUCGAUAUUCGUCAUCCGAUGUGAAGAUAUUAAAACAAACUACGAUUAUCGACUUGCCUUCAACAGUGCCUAAUGGUGAAUUAUUUGAAUUGUCAUCCAGAAAUUCAUCAAGGCAGCUUGAUAAAGACGAUAACGGUGAGACAAUAAAAUCCGAAAGUACUCCGUCAUCGUCCGUUUCUCAGACACCCAGCGCUACUGUUACGAAUACAACCAACACGAUGUCCGUCUUUUCCAUUGGACCUCUUCCUGUAUCUAACGCAUCAUCCUCGUCAAUAAAAAGCGUGCAGUUCAGCAAUCCCUUAAUCAUGGGUCCGUCUAAUCGUUUUCUCGCUCCAGUUUUUGGUACGGCAGCGACAGAAAUGGAAAGUUUUACGGAUAAUUGUAUCAUCUCCUCGUCAAACGUUUGGUCUUCCUUGUCAGCUGUAUCAAGUCAAGAAGAGGAGUCGAUAGAAGGUACGGAUCAACGAUCUUCCAAAAUAAUAGACAACAUUGUAGAUUCUGACAGUGUCUCCGUGGAUUCUUCUUCGAGUUUGGAUACGGUCCGAGAAUUUCCUAUGGCCAACGUUAGUUCUAUGCCUUCGUCUACAUCAGAGUCUAAAGACGAGCUGCAGGAAAGCGGGAUAAGUGCGCAAAAAGAAAUUACUUUGAUUAAAUCUCGAACUCCAGAAGAAGUUUUGGCGACACGAGCCGAUCGAUUGAAACGUUUGGAGGAACAGGCUGAUUGGCUUAUGAAAAAAAUGAACGCUACAAGUAAACGUGGUACUGCUCUCUGCACAAGAUUGGAGGAGCUUCAUAAUACUUAUAGUGAACCACCGGUUCCUCCACCUAUGCCAGAUGUUUUACCUAGCUAUAGGUUACCAUGCACUCUGCCCAAUCUACCUCGUCAGGUAAAAAUAUCUGGAUCGUUAUCCGCUGCUAGCAAUAUCAAGAAUAUCGAAGGUGAAAAUUCAAACACGGUGAAAAAUGAUGCAUCAGCGAUAAGUGAAAAUGUGCCAUAAAAUGUAAUUUUUUACUUGCAGAAAAAAAUUAGUUAAUAUAAUUUGUUUUCGAGCAAACAAAACUGCAACCCCUUCUCUAUAUACAAAAGUGCACCGCAAAACAAUGUAUUUUAUAUCGUGAUGUGUCCCGAAUGUAAUUAAAGUCCAUUUAUAGUAAUAUUAAUGCAGCUAAUAAUAAAAUAAGCUGUAU
Mycetomoellerius zeteki is the source of this 5153-nucleotide messenger RNA. Its product is annotated as interaptin. The transcript has 15 exons. Lineage: Eukaryota; Metazoa; Arthropoda; Insecta; Hymenoptera; Formicidae. Bases 125 to 4963 code for a protein of 1612 amino acids. The record is from RefSeq and is a predicted model, not a curated record.